AUGGCAAUUACUUGCGAUAUCUGCGCUAUCUACCUAUUCAUAUGUUGCAUCGGUGUCCUGAGAGCCCGACGUGUGGGCACACAAGCUGAUAAACCUCAAGCUAUCGAGCAACAUGUGGAAGAGGGCUUGAUUCAUGAUCCGCCAACUAUGGAGCCGCAGGUAAUUGAGCACCAGGUGGCUCAGCCGGGAUUCGAUGGCCUUGGUGGCCAUUGGCCACGCGUAUCCAUUCCAAAUCAUCAAUCACAGAGCGGAGUGGUGCCUCAAGUGUACCAUACGGUUAAACUGAUCCACAUGGCUACGAAAGAGUGCCUGAAAAAUACCAUGGAGGAGGUGUUCCUCAAUACCAUCAAGACCAACAGCACAGGGAGCCUGACCGAGGAAGAGAGACGGUGCCCGAUUUGUCUGGAUGAGAUAGAGGAGUUUGUCCCUGGCCAGAUACUACUCGAAACUCAUUCUGCAGCCACACUCCAAUGUCCCAAAGGGCAUUUUUUCGGCCACUGGUCAUUAGACGAGUUGAAUUACCGAGUCGAUAUCGAUCUGUUCUUUGAGAUAUCCCAACAGGAUUGGGUUCAACAGUUGGUUGUAACAUUACUCGGUUUCCAGGCGGUAGAUUCCAUUGAAGAUACAGCAGAAUGUCUGGAGCGCGGCAGAAUUAUCCUGCGGGCACUGUGUAGCCGGGCAAUGAGAUCGAGGUGGCCAAGCAACAUCCAAGGUUCAAGGGUGAAGGAUAUUCUUGACCGAGCAGCAGUGCGAUACACCGAACCAGCACAGCUUCAAAGAUGGUCGGACUGGCAAUUUGAGCAAACGUUUGGCGCUUUGUCCGAAGACAUAGUGGACAUGGCCGUGCACAUAAGAUGGGAUGAGUAUUUGCCAAGCUCGCAGAGAAACACCGCCGAAUUUUGGACGAAUGAGUGUCUUGAACGGCGCUGGACAGAACGAAAAACCAUUCCAUUAAAUCCUAAUCGUUGGGUGUCGGAAGAAAGAGCUGCUAGAAUUGCCUACCAGCAGCUAAGGAAGAGGAAAGGUGCUUAUGGGCAGGGCGAUGGUGACAUGGACGAAUAUCUAAUUCAACGGAUGAAUUUGUUGCUGAUGUUUUUGACGCCAAUGUUUUACCACACCCAUCCUAUUCUUCCACGCCAAUACGAUGUCAUGCUGGACCAUCGCGAUAGUCUGGCACAAUUAACAGGCCGGCGACAUUAG
Molecule: messenger RNA, 1200 nt
Organism: Venustampulla echinocandica
Lineage: Eukaryota; Fungi; Ascomycota; Leotiomycetes; Helotiales; Pleuroascaceae
Exons: 2
Coding region: 1-1200 (399 amino acids)
Source: RefSeq, a predicted model, not a curated record